CACCAGCAGCAGUCAUCGUGGUGGCAUUGUGUCUGUGGGUCACUAGUGAGCAGCAGAGCUUCUCAUGAGCUCUAGUGCAGCCCCAGAAGUAUCUUCAGCUCCCUCACAGCCUCAGCUCCGCAUUAAGUGUGAUUAACAGUGUAGCGAUAAAAUCCGCAUUUAGGUUUGUAAUCGUGCUUGUGACUCGGGUUCCUGAAGCACACUGCUUAGCAGAAAGAAGAAAGAUUUUGGGUAUUUGCCCCAAGGGGUAUGAGAAGUGACUAUCAUACGUCGUAGUGGUCUCUCUGAAACAGACAAUACGAGUACCUUUCCAGAUAGUGAAGUUACUCCUCUGUGUAAAGUCUCUUGCAGUCAUGUGGAGGAAAAACUUCUAAUUAGGUGACUGACCGUACUAGGAAGAAAUAAAAUGUGUAACAGCCCAUAGGCUAGAGAAGACGUUUGUUUGGUGCGGCGAGACGUCGGGGACUUCAACGAGGAAGCCAUCCACUCAGGGUUAAGAAACCUACAGAAGAUGGAGGAUAAGGAAGAGAGAGGACUCUGCUCUCACUUGUCCCCCGAUGGGAACACGAUCCCACAGGAGGAAGACUUGGCCAGCCCCCUCAACACAACAUACAGCGAGGACAACAAGAACUUUAAACGCUCCGUUCAGGAUGCCGGCGGAGGUUUCGACGAAGCCCUGGAGAUGGCUGGGUCCUGGGGUCUCUGGCAGAAGAGAGUGUUUAUCAUCUCGCAUUUCUCACAGGUGUUCUGCGCUAUGCAUGCUGUCUCUUCAGCAUUCCUGAGCUUCACGCAAGAACACUGGUGUCGGGUCCCUGGCCUGGAAGAGGCCCUAGACCAGCUAGAAGACCCUUCGGUCUCCUCCGUCAGUCUGAAGAACAUCUCUAUACCCUGGGGCAACAAGACUGGGUACGACAAGUGCACUUACUACGACUUUAACUAUACAACACUAGUGCCUCAGCUGAUAGAAGGCCAGGAGCUCGAAGUCAACCUCUCUCACUCCUUCUACAACGCCUCCACAGCCUCCUGUGACUCCUGGGAGUUCGACACCUCAGUGUUUAAGCUAACUUUAGUCUCCGAGUUCUCGCUGGUGUGUGGUCGACGAUGGCUGAUGGCAACUGUACAAGCAUCGUACAUGAGCGGUCUCCUAAUUGGCUCUCUGGUCAUGGGUCAACUCUCAGACAGGUUUGGUCGCCGCACCAUGGCGGUGCUGUGUGCUCUGGCGACAGCUGUGGUGGGCACAGUGGCUUGCUUCGUCAACUCCUAUCUGGAGUUCCUGGCCCUGAGAUUCAUCCUCGCCUUCGUCUGCUCCGGCAUGAUGAUUAUCAACUUCGUCCUGGUAAUGGAGAUUGUCAAGCCAGAAGCACGCACCAUGACAGGCAUGAUGUAUGCAUUCUUCUUUGGCUCGGGCAUCGCUAUCCUACCAGGUAUCGCCUUCUUCAUCAGGACCUGGCGAUACUUGGAGCUGGCUAUUGGCCUGUCCUCCUUCAUCCUCGUUACUUACUACUGGAUCCUUCCGGAGAGUCCUAGGUGGCUUGCGUCUCAGGGCAGGGUGGACGAGGCUCUCAAAAUCCUGAAGAACAUCGCUCGAACCAAUGGGAAGAAACUGGCCUCUGAUGAGUGCAUCCUAAAACUCAUCACAUUGGACCACUCUAAGGAUCCCGAGUUUAGUGAAGCUCGACCUGCUAGAUGGUACAGUUUCAUAGUUAACACUCUGCGAGCCCAGGUUACACUAGUUCGAACCCCGGUGAUGCGUCGCAGAUGUUUCAUCUCCUUUUUCCUGUGGUUCGUCUCAGCCAGCGUCUACUACGGCCUCAUCUUCUCCGGUGCCAACAUCAAGGCCGAUCCUUUCCUCAUGAUCUUCAUCUCGGGAUUAGUCGAACUGCCAUCUGCUUUCGUCUUCAUCUCCGCCUUGGAUAAGUUGGGUCGCCGGCCCACCAUGAGUGGACUUUUCGCUGCCUGUGGUGCUUGUCUGCUGGCCAUCCUUGCUGUUCCCGAGGGUAAGAGAGAGACAGAGAGAAUGUCUCGUAACAAAAAAUUUAUUGGACAUAAUGCUGUUUCAAAUAAGCAGAGAUCAGAUCUACGUGAACUUCUUCCUGGUGAACCUGGGCAAGUUUUUCACUACGGCGGUGUUCCAGCAGCAGUACCUCUAUACCGGAGAACUAGUGCCUACCCACGUUCGAAACAUUGCAGUGGGCACCAGCUCAAUGAUAGCCAGGAUUGGCUGCGUCAUCACCCCCUACAUCAUCACUCUUCUCGGGGAUGUUCACUACGCUCUUCCUUCAACGAUCUUCGGGAUCGUCUCUCUUGUGGCUGGCCUCCUGACCCUCAUGCUCCCAGAGACCAACCACAAACCACUCCCGGAGACCGUGGCCGAGGUCGAGGCCAUGCCUAGGUAAGAAGUCUUGGUCAUCCAGCAGAUGGAAGAAAUGGGAGUGAGGCAGAAAGAGGAAGAGGACCACGAUGGGGAGCCUAGUCAAGGUUCUGGCUCUACCCAAAAUCUUCCUAGCACUGCUUGGGAAAAGGAAUCUGUGGUGGCUAAAGAAGAUGACAGUAACUACGACCCAGGAAGAAAACUAUGUAUCACACGACGAAGCAAAACUUGCAGUGCGAGAUUAAAACUUCGAUGGAGAAGAUCGAAAAACAAGAGAAAAAUUGCGGCUGGAGUUUUAAGCUAACAAACGAUUAUGAAAAUGACAAGAGUUCCAUCCUACUUUGUAACAGCAUCAAGAAAAACAAACGAGACUAUAAAGACAAAAUCUUGUAAGUGUCUUGAAGGUUGUUACCAGGGAGAGUCGUAUUACCAGUAAGAAGCUGUAAUACCUAAAGACAGAUAUUAUCCACUAGGUCGGUGACUAGGAAAACGUAAUGGCAGAAAAGUCACUCAUGCUACGAGGACACAGUGGUUUUGAUUAACCUCUUGCGGCUUUAACUGUGAUGUGUUAAUUAAUUUCGGAAAAGGUGUUUUAAGUGUAGCUUGACUUGGUCAUUAAGAGAGAUGGGAGUGACGGCUGUGGUGGAGAGAGUGCAGCCGUGGUGUGGAUGAAAGGACUGGCUGAACUGAUGUCUAGUUGAAAUGAAUGGUUGUGAAUGUUGUGUGGAAAGCUGUUGGGUGAAAGGCUGUGGGCUUGGAUGAUGGUUACAUCCGGGGUCGAGAAGAGUUAUUACGAGUUUUGAAGUUAUGACGGCAAAAGAAUGUGACGAGAUCUACCUGGAGGGUAUUCCGGGGAUCAAUGCCCCCGCGGCCCGGUCCAUUACCAGGCCUCCUGGUGGAUCAGGGCCUGAUCGACGAGGCUGUUACUGCUGGCCGUACGUAGCCCAACGUACGAACCACAGCCCGGCUGAUCCGCCAAUGAUCUGGAUUUGAUUCACAUACUGGAUGUUGUUCCUCCCCAUCUCUCCCUUCCCAUCUCCUGACCCUUCCCAUAAAUCCUUUUCUUUCUCCCAUUCACUUUUACUACUCCACACUCACUGCCCCCUUUUAUCCUCACUCCAUCUCAUCUUUCUGGUUCUCUCUCUCUCUCUCUCUCUCUCUCUCUCUCUCUCUCUCUCUCUCUCUCUCUCUCCUCUCUCUCUCUCUCUCUCUCUCUCUCUCUCGCCUUAGGAAACACUCCAGAACCUGUUUACAAAUCGGAGUUAAAUCUCCAGAAGCCUGAGGCUCGGGAUGGGAACACGAGUGAGAAAACGUGAUAUAAAUGGCACUUGCUCAAAAAGAAUUAAAAAUACCUCUGGCUGAGUUUAGUUAGUUUAAUAUGUUUAUUAUGCACCCCAUACCCAUCCUGUGGGCGGUAGUCAAAAGAUUACAGAGGUACAUAAUUGGUCCAGGGACUGGACUCCAAAGUUUUGAUAGCUGAGCAAGUUACAGAGGUAAUGAACUCACAAUUUACAAAGGUAAUGAACUCACAAAUUACAAAGGUAAUGAACUCACAAUUUACAAAGGUAAUGAACUCCAGGUAAGUCUGGUCUGAAGAAAGACACACGUCAUUAAAGCUUUACACAGAGCGAAACGUUGUUCCAAUAAAAGCUUGUUCUACAACGUGCGUCUUUUCUUUACUAUUGUUGCCGCUACGGCACUUGGAUCCAAUGUUUUAUUUAUAGUAAUAAAUAAUUUAACUACACUCUGCAAUUUUAUUUUGUUUAAAAAAGAUUAUUACUUUAUUUUACCGGGUCAUUUUUAUAAUAUAAUAAAGAUAUAUAUAUAUAUAUAUAUAUAUAUAUAUAUAUAUAUAUAUAUAUAUAUAUAUAUAUAUAUAUAUAUAUAUAUAUAUAUAUAUAUAUAUAUAUAUAUAUAUAUAUAUAUAUAUUAAACUGUUCAUAUGGUACCUAAAAAUGUUCACAAAUAUCUUAAAGUGCAAAGAUGUUAGAGAAAGUGUACAGACGUUACCUAAAGUGUACAGACGUUACCUAAAGUGUACAGACGUUACCUAAAGUGUACAGACGUUACCUAAAGUGUACAGACGUUACCUAAAAUGUACAGACGUUACCUAAAAUGUACAGAGGUUACCUAAAGUGUACAGACGUUACCUAAAAUGUACAGACGUUACCUAAAGUGUACAGACGUUACCUAAAAUGUACAGACGUUACCUAAAGUGUACAGACGUUACCUAAAGUGUACAGACGUUACCUAAAGUGUACAGACGUUACCUAAUGUGUAUAUAUUGACUUAUUUAUGGUAUAAACAUAGUUUGUAAACUGGCUUAAGUUCUGGUUGUAAAAUUUGCCAUUUUUAUAUUAUUUUUUAUAAUUUAUCACUCUCCGCAUUGUAAAUAAUACCUUGUGCAUAUUGCGCAUGACAGUUAUUAUUACAGUUAUGGGUAAUUAUAUUUUGUCUUUUGAUAUGUAUAACUGAAACCUUAGUGAAGGAAUCUGCUGAAAAAAAUUGCUGUUUAUUUCCUCUGUUUACUGGAUUCCACGAAUGUUAUUUAUUGUGUUUAUGAUUAAGAAUUUAAGAGACUUAUAGAGGUAAAUUUCACAAUCUCUCUCUCUCUGUCUGUCUGUCUCUCUCUCUCUCUCUCUCUUUUCCACACGGUUUGACAAGGUUAGGUUAAGGAUCCCUAGCUUUAUUGACAAGUUAUUUACAGGUUAAGGAUUCCUAACUUUAUUGACAAGCUAAGAGCUGCUACCUACAUCAGCUCAUUUGAAAGCAUUUUUAUUCUCUCUCUCUCUCUCUCUCUCUCUCUCUCUCCUCUCUCUCUCUCUCUCUCUCUCUCUCUCUCUCUCUCUCUCUCUCUCUCCUUGUAAGAAUAAAUGGGUUUCACAUUGUUAGUCUAAGACAUUCUAUUAUUAAAUCACAAGAAAAGAGCUCUUUUCUAUCUCAACUUAUUUAAAAACCUUUCCACAACCUUAUCUUUGCAUGCAAUAAGAUCACAGUAAACAGGUGAUGUCACAAUAUACAAACAAACCACUGAAAAAAAUAGUGAAAUUCCAAGCGCUUUCGUGAUUUCUCACAUUAACAACGACCUGAUAAUGAGAAAUCAGGAAAGCGUUUGGAAUUUCACUGUUUUGUCAGAGUGGUUGUUUUGCAGCUUUAUCUGUAUUAAAUCUUUAUUGUCAUGACCCUUAAGGGUCAAAACAACUUUGGGACCAUAAUAAAGUAUGAGAGUCCUCACAUGAUCCCUCAGUUAGAGUCCACAAUGAGUUUUUAGGAUUCUCCAUGGGUCCCUACCAGGCUAUAAGGGGUAAUUAUGAACCGUUAAAUCAGUUCCCACAAUACUCUAAUAUAUCAAAGAUAUUGGUUAUUACUCCAUGGUAAUUAGGUCAGCUCGUCCCAUAUUUUUGUUACGGUGUGAAGGAACAGUCAUAGCAAUGUAAGUAUGUCUUAGUAAUGCGGGAGGGUUGAAUGUGUGUGUGUACAUACAUAAAUACAUACUGCCAGAUUAGCAAUAUGACUGUCAGUGUGUUCCCUGGAGUGACUGUGUCAGAGCCUCUCUUGCCAGACUAGCAGUACGACUAUUAUUGUGCGCCAAGAAAUGACUAUCAGUCCGUGGAUGUGCACUUCAAAUUCUAGAACAUCUGAACCCCUGUAACCAAGGUAAGUGCAAGUUAUUUAACCUUUGGUUUGUCAAGUUAUGAAAGUGAUAAUUGUUAUAAGUUAGGACUUUCUGCUAAAUAGAUAUUAUUAUUGUUGCCGUAAUGUUUUGUUUUGUAAUCUAGUGAAUUAUAUUUGAUAUUUUCUUUAAAAUUUAUUACUUAAAACUUAAUACAUGGUUUGAUGACUCUUCAAGCUUGUUUAAAAAUAUACACUCUUGGAGUCAGUAAAGAGUUUGGAGUCUUGAGUGUUAAAAUAAGAGACUAAGUAGCAGGUACAAAUACAACAGGGGAAUCCUAAUUAGAAGUAGUAGUAAUUGUAGUUGAUGUAAUAGUACCAGUAACUGUAUUCUCUAAUCCACCAAUAAAGGGUAUUUAA
Messenger RNA from Cherax quadricarinatus, 6403 nucleotides. Its product is annotated as organic cation transporter protein. Lineage: Eukaryota; Metazoa; Arthropoda; Malacostraca; Decapoda; Parastacidae. The record is from RefSeq and is a predicted model, not a curated record. Gene Ontology annotation, biological process: transmembrane transport. Gene Ontology annotation, cellular component: membrane. Gene Ontology annotation, molecular function: transmembrane transporter activity.